CGUGUUUGUCUUGCCCUGGAGGGGGCCGCGCGGAAGGGUAGCGACUCGCCCUGGCGAAGCAGAAGAACCGAUGGGCUGGAACGGGCGGAGGGUUGACUGAGGCUCGGGCUCUGGGAGGAGCUAGUCGCCCCUCGGUUUCCACGACCACGCCUGGUGGGUACGCUGUGUGCCUGCUGCUGCCUUCAGCUCCGCUGGUGUCCCGGUUGCACUGCUUCAGCACCAUCGGUUUAUAUUACUUUCAGACUCAAAAGAUGGCAGUCACUGACCUAUACUCCACAUCAGCUCUACCUGUACAGGAUUUUACCUGCUUCUGUAUGAGAAAAAUGGAGGAAGAAAGAAUAGUUGCUGAACUGCUGACAAUCUGGUUACAAGAACCAGUGACCAUCAGGGAUAUAAUUGUGGAAUUCACCCCAGAGGAGUGGUUGAUGCUGGACUCUGCUCAGAGAAAUCUGUACAAAGAUGUAAUGUUUGAAAACUAUAGAAAUCUUACUGCAGUGGAGGAUCAGUUGUGCACACUUUCUGUGAACUCCUUCUUAGAUCAAGAAGAGAUAAGUAUGAAAAGAAUUUCCCAAGCUCUCUGUCCAGACUGGAUGAUUGAAUUUAAAACCAAAGAGUCAAUUCCUACACAUAAUAUCUCUGGGGAGAAAUCAUCCACUGGAGUAAAAAUACGAUUCAUAAUGAACAGCAGGUUCUCCACAUUAAGAGAAAACUGGGAAUGCCAUAAGAUACGAACGCAGCACAAAAUCCCAAAGAGAUGUUUCAGGCAAGUGACACAUACACAAAAGAAAACAGCAUCUGAGGAGAAUGUCUCUAACUAUCAUGAAUUACAGGAAAGCUCUAAACUUAGGUCAGAACUUACAUUUUCACAGAGAGUUUCCACCAGUAAACAUAAAUGUAACUCAGCACUAAACAGUUACAAGAAAAAUUCUAUGAAUGAAAAGACCUGUGAAAGUCAUGAAUAUGAUCAUUCUCUAUGGCAUCGUGCAAGAACUUCAGCAACACAAAAACAUGCAUGCUGUCAAUAUGGUAUGCCCUUCAAAUACAAUAGUAUGCUUCCUAUACAUAAUAAUCUUCAUGUAGUGGGAAGUUCCUGUAAAUAUGUUAAAAAUAAGCCCUUUUUUCAUCAUUCAUCUCUUAAGCAACGAGAGCAAAUUCAUACUGAAGACAAAGAGUAUGAAUGUAAUCAAUGUGGAAAAGCCUGCAGAAGGAUCUCUAAUUUUAUUUUGCACAAAAAAAGUCAUACGGGUGAGAAACAAUAUGAGUGUAAAGAAUGUGGGAAAAUAUUCGGUGAUUCCUCAACUUUAAGAAGACAUGAAAGAACUCACACUGGAGAAAAACCCUAUGAAUGCAAUCUGUGUGGAAAAGCUUUCAGUCAAAAAACAACUCUUAAAGCUCAUAUGAGAACUCACACUGGAGAGAAACCUUAUCAGUGUAAUCAGUGUGGAAAGUCCUUUGGCACGGGCUCUUACCUUAUAGUGCACAAGCGAAUACACACUGGAGAGAAACUCUAUGACUGUAGUGACUGUGGAAAAGCCUUCAACACAAGCUCCCACCUUAAGGCUCAUAAGAAAAUACACACUAGAGAGAAUCUUUUUGACUGCAGCAACUAUGGGAGGGCUUUUAGUGGUCUCUCUUCCCUUAGAAUGCACAUCAGAACUCACACUGGAGAAAAGCCUUAUGAAUGUAUGGAAUGUAGGAAAGCUUUCCGCGUUUCCUCUUCCCUUAGGAGACAUGUGAGAAUUCACACUGGAGAGAAGCCCUAUGAAUGUAUUCAAUGUGGAAAGGCUUUCAUUCAGAGCUCUUCACUUACUAUACACAAGAGAAUUCAUAAAGGGCCAGAAACUGUAUAAGUGCUAUAAAUGUAGAAUUGACUUUUUCAAUAUCUUAUAGGUACCUUCAAGUUUUUUUUUAUUUCCACUUAAGGGUAUUAAUGGCCUUGAAAAACAUUCAUGUAGUUUUCUUCUAUGGUAAUUUAUAUUUAGUUCUGAGUACUGUCUUUUGUCAUUUGAUUCUGGCUAUUAUUGAAUAUGUGUGAUAAGAUUUUCAGUUGCCUUCUGAUUAAGAAUUUUGUUUGUUGCAUUGUUUUCAUGGCACCUAGCCUGGUACUAUAUUGGUACUGUAUUUUCCUCAGAGUUUUGUUAUAUCCCAGUGAGGUGGAUACUGUAACUAAGCUAACAACACUCAGCCUUCCUUACUAGUAAGUCCUGUUUUAGUUAAGUGUACUGAUUUGCCUAGUUAUAAAAGCUUUCUCAGAUUCUUUGUUCACAAGGAUGGCCAUCUCCGUAACUCCUUACCAGUCAAAAAUAGACUAAUAUCAUUGGGAACUGAAUUGUUUAUUCUUUCUGCCUUUCACACAGUGCCUUUCUACCUUGUCCAUUCUUCUCUCCCUUGGAAUUUUCCAGUCUUGGAGCUGAAAGUUCCACCUUGGGACAUAAAAAGGACAAUCUUUGCCUAAGGAUAAUAUACAAGAGAUCCUAGUCCCCAAAGACACCUUUAAAGAGCUCUGUUAGCUUUCCACUGCUUGUUUCAAGAUUUCUUUUUAUGUGCAACAACAACAAAAGCUUACUGUUUUUACAGCACUACACAAGUACAGUCAAUACUUAGACCUUAACUUUUAAAAACCAUGGGAAAAUGGAGUUAAGUGUGUUAAAGAUACGCAUUUGAAAAGGAACCUAUAAACCGAGUUUAGGAGUGCUAACAGCAUUUUUUUGCUUAUGCGGGAGAUGAAGAUAGCUGGCAUUACUGGAAACAGCUCAUCAGAGAAGCAAGAAAGAAAUCUCAGCGUUUUAGCACCAGAAAUGCUGAAAGUUUUAGAUAGAAGGGAAAUUACUAACUUGAAAAAGUGGAGCUUGAGAUUUCACCUCCUGGCCUUUCAGACACUGCCCAGAGAUUGGCUCUAAUAUAUAGUUUGAAACAAAAUGUGGAAAAACGCAUAUGACAGGAUAGUAGUUGUAUGUUUAGUCAUGUUAAUUUUGUAGCACAGAGACAUUAAACAGCUAAAUAAUACAGCUCUAGACUUGACGAAGUAUCUAGAAUAAAGGUGCAUUUUAAUGAUCCUUGGGAUAGACUAAUAGCAUUUGUGAAAGUGACUAAGAUUGGCCAGGGGAAAUGGAGUGAAGAGAGGGUAUCUGCCAUCGACCAUGAGGAAUAUUUAAAAGAAAAGGAAUAAACCACAGUAGACAAUGGGGAAACCAGAGAUAGGAGCAGUUCACCAAAGCAAGACAAAUCAAAUGAAUGUGAAGUUAACUGUUUUCAGUGUUACAUACGGGUCCAAUUGGAUGAAGUCUUAAAAAGUGAACCCAAAUGGAGUAUAAAGAAGGUAGAAAAAUUUGAAUAUUCACUUAAAACAACUUUCAUUUCUGAAACACUAGUUUGUCUUGGUGAAACUCUAUUCCUCUUAAGAAAGAAACUACAACAUUCUGGGAAGCUGAGACAGAAAGAUCACAAGUUGGAGUACACCCUCAGUAGCAGCAGCUUAGCAAGACCCUGUCCCAGAAAGGGAUAUGGAGUAGAUUCAUUCCCUAGUACCACCAAAAAAAAAAAAAAAAGCUGUUUGAGGUGGAGGUAGUAGAGGCCACAACCCCACCGCUUUGUAACCUUAGUGAGACUUGGGUCUUACUGAGUCACUGAGUUGCCAGGCUGGGCCUUAAACUUCCAACUGUCCUGCCUUAGCCUCCCAGAGCUCUGAAAUUACAGUGGUGCACUACACAGCCACCCUUUAUACCUCUAGUCUCUCCCUACCUGAACCUGGCAUAUUCAUCCUUAUGCAUUGUAUCCUUUGCUGUAACCGCUUGUGUACCUUGGUUCUGUCAAUUUUGGUGAGGUAGAAAUUCACUGUUUUACUACUUAUUUUGUGGCCCAAAGUGUUCUGUAUUCAACAAACUUUAUAGCUUUUAUUUUAUUUUGUUUCUCAGUAGAAGUUUAACUUAAGGGUAUUUAAGUGAUUGUUCAAGGCAGCAAUCACUGAAUCAGUAUCUUAUUUUCUCCAAGCACUGGAAUCACCUCUCCCAGAGCAGGUGUUGCAGCAGUACCUAUGGAAAGAUAAUGACCGUUCAGAGAACAGCAGCUCAGUGUUUGUUUGGUCUCACCCCUCACCCAACAUACGGAUUAUUUUCAGCGUGGUCAUUGUUCAUGUCACUCUACUGUGUAUUACAUUAAAAAACAGGGGGCUGGGGAUUUAGCUCAGCGGCAUAAGCGCCUGCUUUGUAAGCAGGCAGUCGUGAGUUCGAUCCCUGGUACCGAUAAAAAGGAAAAAGGCAAAAUAAAAAAUAAAAAACAGAUUGACCCAGAAUAGGUGAGCAGCAGUGUCCUCCAUUAAACUAGCAAUAUAAGUACAGAUUAAUGGAACGGCCCUCCUUUGUCUGCAGUUUUGCUUUCCAUUAUUUUAGUUACCCACAUGAGCUGGAAAUAUUAAAUGGAAAAUUACAAAAAUAAAGAACUCUUUAAGUUUUG
This is a messenger RNA of Cavia porcellus (domestic guinea pig), 4452 nucleotides long. RefSeq names its product zinc finger protein 891 (gene Znf891). Gene Ontology annotation, biological process: regulation of transcription by RNA polymerase II. Bases 252 to 1850 code for a protein of 532 amino acids. The record is from RefSeq and is a predicted model, not a curated record. The transcript is spliced from 2 exons. Gene Ontology annotation, molecular function: DNA-binding transcription factor activity, RNA polymerase II-specific; RNA polymerase II cis-regulatory region sequence-specific DNA binding. Lineage: Eukaryota; Metazoa; Chordata; Mammalia; Rodentia; Caviidae.